AUGCAUCGUGUAUAUGCUAUAACAUCAAAUCCAAUAAGUGAAUAUAUUUGUUUGGCUUUAGCUCGUUUACCCCAGCAACCAGCAGUUCCAGAACUGGUCUUACUUUUAAGAAAUAAUACAAUUCUAACUUCUUAUCUACAAAAUGACUCAUCAUUGACUGUGAAUUUACCAAGAAAUAAAUCAAUAUCAUCUCAAUUCAUGGCUGCAGUGUCCCCUCCUAAAUAUGAAGAUGGUUCAUACGCACAUAUGUCAAAUAUGUUAAUUGGUCAAACAAGUACUAAAGAAAUAGCCUUCCAAUUGGAUAAAUAUAGAGCCUGUAUCCGCUCAGAUUCAAAUAUCUUACUAUUGGACCCAAACUGGACUACUUUAGAACUUGUUUCAAACCAUCAGCUUUGGAAUAAAAACCGUGGAUCAGCUGUAUCUUUAAGUGAUGGAGAAGAUGAAAACCCUUCAAAAAACUUGCUAAACUUUCCAUCUGUUUGGAUUGGAUCGACUAAGUUUUGGCAAAGAGCACAAUUUCACAAAAUUAAACCUUUUACAUCGAGUUUAAAUACUAAUUCUUUAAAAGUGGCAGAUGAGCUAAGGCCCCUAUCAUUAAAAUUAUGUAAAUUUACUGAGGAUGUUUCUAAUCGAAAUAAAAUAUUUUCAUCCAAAAAUGAAGACAAUUUAAUCACACUUUUAAAAGAAACGUCAAUCACUACUAAUCAACCAUUAAUCGAUACUACUUUUAUUUCAUAUAAUGAAUAUUUGAUAAGUAGAUUACAAGAAUUGAUUAUAGAUAGCUGUUUAAUAUCCAUUUCUAAGCUAUUUGGAUGCAAUAAAUAUAAAGAAUUAAGAAAUGUUGAGAAUUUUCACCGACUAAUAAAUUUAAUACUAAAAGAACAGUUUAAAAUUAUCAGAUGUGCGUUUCCAGAGUUAUUUCGAGUGGAUAUAGCAAAUCUUUAUUUAAAUGAAAUUCGCUUGAAUAAAUUAAUAUUUGAAAAAGUUAAUGGUAAUGGUUCUAUUACAAAUAAUCAAUUAAACAAUGACAAAAAUAUAUCAAAUAAGUGGUUCAUUUAUUGGGGAAUUAAAUAUAACAAAAGCCAUUAUUGGAAUUAUAUGUUGUGGUAUUUACUAAAGGGUAAAAUAACACUAUAUAAAAAUUCAUUAACUUUGUUAUCUAGAUAA
Henningerozyma blattae CBS 6284 is the source of this 1167-nucleotide messenger RNA. RefSeq names its product Cbs2p (gene CBS2). Gene Ontology annotation, molecular function: NADP binding; 2-dehydropantoate 2-reductase activity. The transcript has a single exon. Bases 1 to 1167 code for a protein of 388 amino acids. Lineage: Eukaryota; Fungi; Ascomycota; Saccharomycetes; Saccharomycetales; Saccharomycetaceae. The record is from RefSeq and is a predicted model, not a curated record. Gene Ontology annotation, cellular component: mitochondrion; cytoplasm.